GGACACGCCAGGGGAGCCCGCCCCGCCCCGGGAGCACCGCCCGCCUCUUUCGCUCUGAGUUUCACUUUAAGUUUCACUUUCGCUCCCGCCCGGCCGGACCCAGGACCAAGAUGAUGGAGGAUCAGCAUGGUGAUGUCCCUGCUGCAGAGGCAGGCGAUGAGGAUGGCUGUGAUGUGGUUGAUGCAAGGCCAGACAGAAGCAGCAGGUUCUCACUUUUUGGAAGAAAAAGGAAGAAUGGAGAAGAAGAGCAGCCAAAGCCCUCUCUCAGUAAUCAGUACCGAAUUGUUACACCCACAUUCCAGUAUAAUAUGGAUUACAAGAAAGUUGGCAAAUGUAUUAUUAUAAACAACAAAAAUUUUGAAGACAAAACAGGGAUGGGCACACGCAAUGGCACUGACAAAGAUGCUGGAGAUCUUGCUAAGAGUUUUAAAAACUUAGGGUUUGAGGUUCAUGUAUACAAUGACCGAAGCCGCGAUGCUAUGGAGAAAGUUCUGAAGGAAGCUGCUGAGGAGAACCACAGUGAUGCUGCCUGUUUUGCCUGUAUCCUCCUAAGCCAUGGGGAAGAGGGGCUCAUCUAUGGCACAGAUGGACCCAUGGCCAUCAAGAGUCUGACUGCUCUCUUCAGGGGAGACAAGUGUAAAAGCCUCAUAGGCAAACCCAAACUGUUUUUCAUUCAGGCCUGCAGAGGCUCUGAAUUUGAUGAAGGUAUACAAACUGACUCUGGACCUGCCAAUGACACCCUGGAGACAGAUGCCAACCCGAGAUACAAAAUCCCAGUAGAAGCAGAUUUUCUGUUUGCUUAUUCCACGGUGCCAGGGUAUUACUCCUGGAGAAAUCCUGGAAGAGGCUCCUGGUUUGUGCAGUCUUUGUGCUCUGUGCUAAACGAGCAUGGAAAGCAGCUUGAGAUCAUGCAGAUCCUCACACGGGUCAACUACGUGGUGGCCACGAAUUUCGAAUCGCAGUCGGACGACCCCCGCUUCAGCGAGAAGAAGCAGAUCCCCUGCGUGGUCUCCAUGCUCACCAAGGAGCUUUACUUCUGAAAGUGCAUUGCAAUGCAGCCCAUCUUGGGUGGAGAUGUGAUUAUAGACAGGAGUAACACGUUCUUAGUAACAGAAAUGUAAUCACACUAGAUUUUUGUGUUGUGUAAGUUGGGGUAUCUCAUGGGUGGACAAUAUGCAAUAUUUUAAAGAAGCUGUGGGCCAGCCUGACAGCUGCUACUAAUUAUUGUAUCUUGGUUUCCCUUAGUGUGGCUGUCAUGAUUUAUGGCUAUUGAAGAUGUUAUGAGUCAGUAACCCAUGAAGUUUUUCCCCAGAAAGCAGAUUGUAAAUUAAGAAUAAAAACAAAAAGUCUUCAGACUCCUUCUUGUUUACUGCUAGCUCGUGGAACCAUACCCUCCUUGUGAAUUUCCAAAGACCAUCAUACUAUGGGUAUGUCCAGUAAUAAAACAGUUUGUAGCUAUUUAAAAGGGUGUUUCUUAGUCUAAUAUAUUAAUUUCCUUUUAAUUAAUAAUAUUAAUGAAGGCCAAUGGUUGCUCUGUGCUCAGUCUGGAAGUCAGUUUACUUGGUCAUCAUUCUAGCAUAAGAUGAAAGUAUCAAAAAUCAAUAUUUUUAGAUUAUUUGCCUGAACACUAUAGAAAUGUAACAAAUAGAACAAUCAAAAUCUUAAAAGAUUGACAAAUUUUAGUUGGAUGAUAACAUAUUAAAGUGCCAUUGUAAAGAUAUUUUGCCUUGCAUAUGACAAUUGACUGAGAGAACAACCUGAAAUGGUGGUGGUGCAGUUCAUCUGCUUGCAGAAAUAAAAAUGUCUGCUUGUUGAUUCAAAACUUUUGAACCAUCAAAAAUUUAAUGAAAAGGCUUUAUAAUAAAACAUUAAAAUUUAAUGUUGAAAAGGUAGAAUUAUAUGUUCCAGUAACAAAUGUAUGUUUUAGAUUUAACUUCUAGUUGUGAGGAGUUUUACCAAAACUGGAAAUGCUUACUUGAAUCAGAAAUCAGAAGUGCCUUCUUAGUUACUGUAUGGUCUUGAUUUUGUGUUUUAGAGUUAUGUUGGUGAUGUUUACCUUUCUACUUUUUAUAUUCACUUUAGUUGGUAGCUAGAUCAAAAAGUAAGUAUAAAGAUUUGGUUAACCUGAUAAAGAAUUAGUUGUUCAUGCUUUUUCCAGUUAAUGUACCCUAUACUCCUUGCAAUCUUCUGAGAAAAUAAGUGCAUAGUAUUAAAGCCAAGUUACCAAAUUGUUAAGUUUAUUUUCUUACAAAUACUGUGACAUAAUGUGACAUAUAUUUUUUUCAUAAGACAAAUUUACAGUUGUUUGAAUUAAAUAAACGGUGCUUUGACAUACUGA
Molecule: messenger RNA, 2338 nt
Organism: Prinia subflava (tawny-flanked prinia)
Lineage: Eukaryota; Metazoa; Chordata; Aves; Passeriformes; Cisticolidae
Gene: CASP7
Product: caspase 7
Exons: 7
Coding region: 111-1040 (309 amino acids)
Biological process (GO): apoptotic process; positive regulation of neuron apoptotic process; proteolysis
Cellular component (GO): cytoplasm
Source: RefSeq, a predicted model, not a curated record